AGCCAGCUGGAUUCAAAACCUUUGACCCUGAGAUGUGUGUGUGUGUGUGUGUGUGUGUGGCUGUUUCAUAUUUCAUAGACGUCAUCACACACACUCUCUUUAACAGCGGCGUCAUCCGACUUCCGGAAGGCUGUCCCCACAGUAGGAAAAGCCGCGUCGCUCAAAAAGGUGCGUUUGUCUCUCGGAGUUAGCCCCGGCUAGCUAAACUGAGACGGCUAAGCUAAGAACGUGCACGCUCGCAGUAAACAAAUAAAAAAUAAAAUAGUUGUCGCGGUCCGUAGUCGUGUGUUCGUGUGAGGUGCACUUCUAACGUGUUAAACAAACAUGUAGUGCAGCCCACGGCUUCACGCUUUACUCAUUUGUUCUUACAAAGUCCAGUUGCUUUUUUUCUCUCUACGGCAACCCGCAAGGGACAUCUCAUCAAACCAAAACACGCGAGACGGUCUGUUCCACUGGGCUGAAGGAAGAUAGAGCGGCCACACGUUUCGUUAUUGUGCCACUUAUCGUGUGUUUGCCGUGAACAGUCUCCGGCUCCAGUGUACUCUGGGUAUUCACCGGGGUCACACAAAGAUUGAAGGAGAAGCCACAAAAAUAAUGGCGGAACCGUCGCGGAGAUCACUUUAUUCUAUGGAAGAGGCCGUGGAAACGUGUCUCCGGCGGGACAGCGACCACUCUGGGGAUGAAAUAUCCGAGGAAGACAGUGAAAUGUCUUUUGACUCCGAGGCAGAGGAGAUGUUUCUGGAGGGAGGAGACUUCAUUCUGGACAAGCCAUCAUCUUACUCAUAUUGGCAAUGUCCACUGCAGGAAAAGAAGGAAAGUACAUCACUGGAAGAGGAGCCUCAUUCCCCAACUCCCCAAAGAAGUGGGGGGAGGGGGAGAAGCAAGCAAGCCGGGUCGUCAACACCCGAAGAAGGAUGGAACGACAUUGACGUUCCAGACGUCACGCCGCCACAGCCCACCUUCAGACCCAACCGGGCACUAGGACCACAACUCAACCCUACAGCGACGUACACGGCCCUGCAGCUGUUCCAGCGGUUCUUCGCGACGUCCAUCUUGCAACAAAUAGUUCGAAACACAAACGAGUUUGGGGCAGCUCGCCACACGACACCCUCCAACCCGUGGAUCGCCAUGACAUUGGAGGACAUGUUUUCUUUCAUGUCGUUAGUGGUCUACUUUGGCUUGGUGAAGUGCAGUGCGUUCACAGAUUACUGGAGAGGGGGGAAACUGUACAGCAUGCCGUUCCCAAAAAAGGUGAUGACUGGAAAGAAGUUCCUCAGGAUCAGCCGGACACUUCACCUCAGCAGCGUGGCGGCGGAUGCUGCCAACGAACAGAAAAGAGGCACGCCGGCCUUCGAUCGACUCGCCAGUAUAAAACCUCUCUACGAGGAGAUACGGGAAGCCUGCAGACGUCACUUUCACCCCGGCCAAGACAUUUCCAUCGGCGAGCGAAUGGUUGCCUCCAAAGCCCACAUGGCUUUCAAGCAAUAUAUGAAAAACAAGCCUGUUCCCUGGGGAUAUAAACUUUUUGUUCUGGCGGACUCCAGGAAUGGCUACACCUGGGAUUUCUUUACAUACGAGGGCAAGUUACAGGGAAAGACUGGCAACGGACUGAGUUAUAAUUCAGUGAUGGAGCUAAUUGACACGCAGUUGCUGGGCACUGGCUACAAGCUCUACGUGGACAAUUUUUACACCAGCCCGACCCUUUUCACUGACCUCCUCCAGAUGAAGAUCUGGGCGUGCGGACCCGUCCGCACAAACAGAAUCGGAUUCCCCAAAACCAAUGAGAACCGUCUGGUCCCUGAAUCGGCCCGUGGCAGCAUUCGGUGGAUCAGGAAGGACUCCCUCCUCUUCGUCCAGUGGCGAGACACAAAGGACGUCUUCAUGUGUUCGACGUUCCACACGGCGCACGCCAAGGACUCUAUUCCAAGGAGGCUCAAAGAUGCAGCUGGGCACUGGGCCGUGACGGACAUCCCAAUUCCACCAGCGGUGAAGGAGUACAACCGGUGCAUGGGUGGAGUGGACCUAUCCAACUCCUUGAUAGGGUAUUACAAAGUCCUCCACAAGACCAUGAAAUGGUACAAAACGUUUUUCUACCAUUUCAUGGACAUCGCCAUUGUAAACGCCUUCCUGCUCCACAAAGACGUCGCGAAAGGCAAUGGGGAAGUUCCGAUGAGCCAGAAGGCGUUCAGAGAGACCCUCGCCGAGCAGCUGGCGGAGGCGGGGUCUCCCUCCACGGCCACCCCAGCACCACCUCCUGCUCCACACGGGCCACAUCACAAACCGGUGUACAUCACUGGGUCCAGCACCGCCGGUCGGCUCAAGUGCCAUCAGUGCCAUAAAAAAACGCCCCUGAAGUGCUCCUCUUGUGAUGUGGCGUUGUGUCUGAUCCCAACGAGGGACUGCUACAACGAAUGGCACACUGCCAAUGACAUGUAA
Molecule: messenger RNA, 2436 nt
Organism: Cyclopterus lumpus (lumpfish)
Lineage: Eukaryota; Metazoa; Chordata; Actinopteri; Perciformes; Cyclopteridae
Product: piggyBac transposable element-derived protein 4
Exons: 4
Coding region: 595-2436 (613 amino acids)
Source: RefSeq, a predicted model, not a curated record